Messenger RNA from Pelobates cultripes (western spadefoot toad), 34587 nucleotides. The record is from the annotation of a GenBank genome assembly. Lineage: Eukaryota; Metazoa; Chordata; Amphibia; Anura; Pelobatidae.
CAACCAUGUCGGGGGAAAAGGAAGCUGCAGGUAAGUGAAAGUUAGAUCAGGUCAUGUAAAAUACAUUAAAAGUAAAAACUAGUGAUGGAAAGAGAGUAAGAUGAGAAUAUGAGAAUUGCUCACUGUGGCCAAUAAUGUCCAUCGAGUGAUCAAUGCUAAAGGGCAGUCAUUAGAAUGCAGAAUAAAUAACAAACAGCCCACAGUGAAAUAAAACGAGGUGUGCAAUGACAAAUAUCUUGACACCGUGAAUGUAUUUUGGAAUCGUUGUUCAGGGUGGCACAUGUUGACAUGGGGGUAUUUUUCAAUUAGGGGACUUUAGAAGCCUGCAUUAGAGAGACGUCUGUUGAUUUUAAUAUAGUUUAAAAAAAAAUAAAAAAAUACAUUUUCUAGAAAAGGUAAAACGUGGGCAUCAUAACUGUUAGUCUAUGGGUGAUUUCAUAUCAAUUAUUUCAGGAUUCCCUAUACUCCAGUACAGUGAAAUGAUGAGAACCAAAUUUAGAGCCCAGGAGUGGUAACCAUGGAAACUGAUGAUGGUGUUCAAUGGAAUAGAGCACUAAAUAUAACUCCCUCACGCCUGGCAGGAUUAAAAAUAACAAACACCAGGUAUUGCAUUAUGUAACUAUGAUUUCCAUAGGUAUGCACAACUCGGGGUUGACACCCAGAAAUUAUUAUUGAUAUUAUUAAUUUUUAACCAAUAGGCAAAUUACUACUGAAAAUGUAAACACAAUGGACAUGUGUGUUCAUAUAAAAACUAAAUAAAUAAAAUGUAACCAUUCAUUUUUUUAUUAUUUCCAUCUAAAUUAUUAUUUUAUUUUUGCAGGGCUUAGAAUAACAUAUUAGUUUGCGAUGUCAUGACAGGAAUAACAAGUGUCAAAAUAACAUAAGUAGCUAGUCACAUGAUCUAUGAAAUACCUAGCACAAUAUUUAAAUGGUAUAGGAACAAGAUGAGCAGUUAUGUCUAAGUUCUGGGCAAGAUAAGGUCAUGAGGCGAUACAGACAUGAUGGGAACAGACAAGGAUCUGAAGUUAGUAUCAUGUUGAGGUGAACAAGUGAGAACUGCUGGACCUAAUCACAAUGUUAAGCACAUACUCCAAACAUAAUAAGGUGAAAGUAAAAGAGAACAUUUCAAAAUCAAACAAACAAAUUUAAGCUUAGUAAAAUGGCAGCUACAGUGAAAGUUAGAGCACGUUGUUAAGACUACAAUCAAUCACAUUAUGUGGAAGUGGGAUUGCUUGAGUAAAUUUAGAGUCAUUUGCAUACAGUGCUCAAUGCUCCACAGCAGGCCCCCAGUAUCCAGAGGACCUUGGUAAAAGAUCAGCAGGUUCGUCCUGGCACUCGCGAUAUAACCAUUGCGCUUUAGCUGUGAUUCCAGCACUGCAGAGGUAUCUCCUGCAAGAUGACCAGGAGCCCAAUCAGUAUAUGUCCUGCCAGUUGAAGGUCUGAGUGAAUUAAGGGCUGCCCAUAACCCCCAGAUAUCAGAAGUCCCCCCUAAAGCUAGCAGUGGGGAGGAUCCUCCUUUCCAUAGCUUGUUUGAGUCUGACAGUCUUGCAUAUUGUGUAUGCUAGUCUUCUUGCUUGCCAUAGCUUGCUUAACCUAUGCAGCUGCACAUUCAUGAACAGUUGCAGUGGCAAAUGCACCUAGUCAACUGAUUGUGAGGAACAAUUAUCUAUUGCGUAUCAAAAUAAGCCAGGUUUUGGGAAGUAAAUAGUCUGGGUAAGUCAGGAAUCAAAUUAGACAUGGUGCCAAUACUGAAUAUACUGACUGUAAACUUAUUUAUGGUUUACAUUCGGUAUAUUCAGUAUUGGCACCAUGUCUAUUUUGAUUCCUGACUUGCCCGGACUACUUACUUUCCAAACCCUGGCUUAUUUUCUGCCUAAAUUUUGACUGACAUAUUUUACAAAUCUUUUAAAUCAAAAAUAUUUUUUACAGAGGCACUUGUUACAGAUUUACAAAGGAAAAUCACAGAAGCUUUUAAUGUUUUUGACCAUGAAAAUAACCAAACUGUGGAUGUCCGGUAAGUGUGUAUGUUUUACAAAUUCAGUAAAUGGUGACCUUGUUGAGAUGUAAAAAACAAGUUUAUGUUAUCAAUUAUGAAACAUAGCAACCAUAGCUCUAACCUAACGUUUUGCCACCUAGCAGUACUUGAGGUUAUGAAAAAAAAUGUGGAACGAGAUGUCCCAAAUUUUCCUUGUUUUUGACUAUACUGUGUGAAAAAGUAAGUCAAUCAUACAGCUACAUAGAAUGUUGUAGUUGGUUCAAGUAAAUUAAAUGUUUAUUAUCUAGUCUGCUACACUGUGGUAGAGAAAGGGUUGUCUUUAGAGGGCUACUCCAGCCAAAAACCAGUGUUAAAAAAACAUUAUUUUAUUUGUUGUAACCCUUGCUGGCAUGGCUUCCAUUUUAAAAAUAAAUAAAUAAAUGAAAAUGUCAUCUGUAAUCCGGAGCUUUACAUGGUGAGGGGGUAUAUCCCUUAUCAAAAUGGUAAAUUGAUUUUAAAAGUACAUGGAGCAUGAACAACAGUAUCACCUGCAGGAAGUCUUGUAAUAUCUUUUUUAUUGGACUAAGAACUUUGGUUUGACAUACUUUCAGAAGAUCCACCUUUUCCCAAGACCUUAGACUGGAGAAAUGGAGGAUCUCCCAAAAGAUUGUUAUUCCAAAUAUAUUAUAUACAUUAAUCAGCCACAACAUUAAAACCACUGACAGGUGACAUGAAUAACAUUGGUUAUAUCAUUACAAUUAUUACAAUGGCACCUGUCAAGGGGUGGGAUAUACUAGGUAGGAAGUGAACAGUCAGUUAUUAAAUUUCAUGUGUGAGAAGCAGGAAAAAUGAGCAAGUGAAAAAAUCAGAGUGACCUUGACAAGGGCAAAAUAGUGAUGGCUAGACCACCGAGUCAGAGCAUCUCCAAAACGGCAAGUCUUGUGAGGUGUUCCCAGUAUGCAGGGGUUAGUACCUACCAAAAUAAUUGCAAGGAAGGACAACCGGUGAACCGGCGUCAGGGUCAUGGGCGCCCAAGGUUCAUUGAUGGAUGUGGGUAGCAAAGGCUAGCCCGUCUGGUACACUUACACAGAAGAGCUACUGUAGCUCAGAUUUCUGAAAAACUUAAUGCUGGUCAUGAUAGAAAGGAAUCAGACACAAACACAAUGCAUCACAGUUUUCUUUGUAUGGGACUGUGUAGCUGCAGAUCGGUCAGAUGAUGACCAUGUGACCAUGAUGACCCCUGACCCGACUGAAAGAGCCUUCAAUUGGGACGUGAGUGGUGAGUGCAGAACUGGGCCAUGGAGCAAUGGAAGAAGGUUGCCUGGUCUGAUGAAUCACGAUUAUUUUUAGAUCAGGUGGAUGGCCAGGUGUAUGUGUGCAGCAGGGAUGUACUAUGGGAAGAAGGCAGACCAACGCAGGCAGUGUUAUGCUCUGCUGGGAAACCUUGGGUUCAUGGAACCUGGCAUUCAUGUGUAUGUUACUUGGACACAUACCUAAAGAUUAUUCCAGAUCACAUACACCCCUUCAUGGCAAUGGUGUUCCCAGAUGGCAGUGGCCUCUUUCAGCAGGAUGAUGCACCCUGCCAGACUGCAAACAUUGUUCAGGAAUGGUUUGAGGAACAUGACAAAGAGUUGAAGGUGUUGCCUUGGCCUCCAAUUUCCCCAUAUCUCAGUCUGAUUAAUGACAUCAGUUGGAUGAGCUGGAACAACAAUUCCAUGCAACUUCAGGACUUAAAGGAUCUGCUGCUAAUGUCUUCAUGCCAAAUACCACAGGACAUGUUCAGAGGUCUUGUGAAGUCCAUGCCUUGAUGCAUCAGAGUUUUUUUGGCAGGAUGGAGGGACCUAUAAGAUAUUAGGCAGGUAGUUUUAAUUUUGUGGCUGAUCAGUAUGUGUAUAUAUGUACACCUAACACAUUAAUAUUUGUUAUGCAAAGCAAUGAAAAAGCACCCAGAAGUGACAGUUCCUCUUUAAACCUAAAAAUUACAAUAAUCUGGUACUAUCCUAUGCGCUUCACCAAGAAAUGCAAGAUCUCAUGAUAUGAUGUAUAGUAUUAAACAGCCAUAUGUGUGUACAGAGAAAAAGUAACUAACCUAAAGAGGAUGCUUAAAGAUAAAAAUAAGAAUAUAAGUAUGUAUUAGAUAUUUGGUUCCCUUGAAAAUUAAAAUCAUCCCAAGAACAAUAGCCUCAGGAUGAAUAAAAAAUACACAUAUUUAGUAGCAAUAGCAUUAAAACCAUAAGUGGCCACUAAAGCUAUAUUGAAAAACAAAAAUGCUGCAUAAAACGUUUAGCAAAGCAUUAACACUUAUACCUACGGAAGUAGCCCAGCAAUGGCAGAGGAAGACGUUUGAAUAAUGUGUUACAAAGGAUACUUCAAAACAAGAUGCAGAUAUAACAGAUAUUACAAACAAUGUUGCGAGCUCCCAGCAAUAAUGGAGUUAUAGUAUCUACUUGUAAGAAAAUAUCAAUUGACAUAAAAGAGCUGGAUAUCCUCAGUACAUGUAAGCGACAAUGAUGAUGGUUCCCUUCCGCAGGCUAGUAUGAGGCUGGACUGUUCGCUAAUUAUGGGUACUUACCACCAUGCGGAUUUAAAGGUACACUAUAGUCACCUGAACAACUUUAGCUUAAUGAAGCAGUUUUGGUGUAUAGAACAUGCCCCUGCAGCCUCACUGCUCAAUCCUCUGCCAUUUAGGAGUUAAAUCCCUUUGUUUAUGAACCCUAGUCACACCUCCCUGCAUGUGACUUGCACAGCCUUCCAUAAACAAUUCCUGUAAAGAGAGCCCUAUUUAGGCCUUCUUUAUUGCAAGUUCUGUUUAAUUAAGAUUUUCUUAUCCCCUGCUAUGUUAAUAGCUUGCUAUACCCUGCAAGAGCCUCCUGUAUGUGAUUAAAGUUCAAUUUAGAGAUUGAGAUACAAUUAUUUAAGGUAAACUACAUCUGUUUAAAAGUGAAACCAGUUUUUUUUUUUUUUUCAUUUAGGCUCUGUCAAUCAUAGCCAGGGGAGGUGUUGCUAGGGCUGCAUAAACAGAAACAAAGUGAUUUAACUCCUAAAUGACAGUGAAUUGAGCAGUGAAAUUGCAGGGGAAUGAUCUAUACACUAAAACUGCUUUAUUUAGCUAAAGUAAUUUAGGUGACUAUGGUGUUCCUUUAAGUGAUACAGAAAAUCCACAAGUAUAGUGUGCUUUAAAUCUGCAGUAUGCCAAUGUGUGAGUGAUAUACUCCAAAUCUGCAGCAAACAUAUCUGUGAAUGCAAUAAAUUCAAAUACAGCAGUGCACGUGUUAGAUCAAAAAGGAGAUAUGGAGCAAUGCUCACUACCUCCUGUCUGGAUCGUUCUCUAGCUACUGCAGAAGAACUUUGGAUCCCAAUAAGAUAAUUGAUCAAUUCCACAUUGUAGAGCUCUUGGACGAAUAAGUAAACAAUGAUAAAACCUCAGAUGAGUGGCAAAAAAUAGUAGAAUGAAUUGCAAUAAAUUCCGGUUUCCGCAUUUUGUCCGUAUCUCAGACUUUCUCAAGACCAAUUCAAUCUCAAGGUGACUUCCCUGGGAGUGUUCUUAUAAAAAGUUAUUGUCUCAAUUAAAAGAAAACCUGGGUUUCUUAAAGGAACAUAGCCACAGAGGAGUAAAAAGUUUGGAAAGGUAUCCGCAUACAGUUGAAACAAGAUAAUCAUACAGAUAUAUUGUUCAUAGUACAAGUAAAAUAAAACAAAAGGAAAGUUUAGGGACCAUAACAACUUCAUCUAAAUUAGGUUCUUAUGGUACCAGGCCCCCCAACUCACACUUACCUCAAGGUUUUAAACAGUUUUUGAGCGGUUUAUCCCCAAAGUUGCCUCCAGCGCCGAUCUCAGCUCCUCCCUAGGUGACAUACAGCUUCCGAAACCACGGUGUGCCACUGGGAAGGGCCAUUGCUGAUUGGCUGAAAGUGGUUAACUGAUGCUCCCAGCCAAUCUGUGACUCCCCAUUCACAAAACUGAUUUGGAAAAGGUACAUUUCUUUCCAAGCCACCUUUGUGAUUGGCUCAACGUGUCAACUGACAGCUCUCAGUUAAUCAGCUAACUGCUGCCUGGUGGCACUAUGCGAUUCCUGAAAAUGACAUUUCAGAAGCUCAAUGCUGCCUGGAGGGAGCUGAGAUCGGCGCUGAAGGCAACUUUGGGAUUAAAACGUUUGAUGCCUCAGAGAGUCCUUCCUCUUAUAUGUGCUGUCAGAAGUCUGGUUCAAAACAAGAUUCCAGUCACCCACUACCACUAAGACACCCACCAAUUUACUCAAUGUUCUCUUAAUAAACAGGACUUGAUGUGUGUUUGGGUCAUAUAAAUUUUUAAAAAGGAAACAUAAUAUCGUUUAUACGACCUUUUAACCAAAAGAAAGUGGCACUUGGCCACUCUUUGGCAUCCUCCUUGACUGAGAUCAUCAGAAGUGAAGAUCUCAGCCAAUCACAAUGCUUUCCCAUAGGAAAUCAUUGGAUUGGCUGAGAUUGUCAUUCUGAUGAUCUCAGUCAAGGAGGUUGCCUAGGGCAGAGCCAAAUACCGCCUUCGCCAAUCAGCAUCUCCUCAUAGGUAUGCAUUGAAUCAAAGUAUCUCUAUGAGGAAAAUUCAGUGCCACCAUGCAGAGGGUGGAGACAUUGAAUGUCAGUGCUGAACACCGUGCAGCACUGCCCCAGGAAGCAAUGAAGGCAUCCCUAGGCUGUAAUGUAAACACUGCCUUUUCUCUGAAAGGACAGUGUUUACUGCGAAAGGCCAGGAGGUACUAACUAUACUCACCAGAAUGAAUAUAUUAAGCUGUAGUUGUUCUGGUGACUAUAGUGUCCCUUUAAAUUUGGAAUCUCACUUUAGUCUGCUAGUCUUAAAUUAAAGAGCAUUCAAUUUAAUCUAUACAUUGUUCUAGCAGAAAUGCUAGCAAAUGUAUAUAUUUUUAUUUAAGACCCCUAAAUGCUUUGGACUCCUAGCCACCCAUCAAUCAAAUCCAUGACAAUAGACUGGCACACAGGAUAUAAUGCAUUGGAUAGAGUUACAGGGGGAGCACAAAAGUCUUCCCCCAGAUGGUUCUUUUGCUCCCUGUCCCUAUGUUAUUCUUACAGAAGGCAGUCUUCAAGCUUAGUGGCGGAUUAUGGGGAUUACUGAUGCCAGCAUGUUCGCAUCAGCACUGAGGAUUUCCAUGAUUAGGGAAGUCUCACAGGCAGAGCCAAUCAUAGCAGAGAGGGGUAGUAGUGGAGGGUUGGUGUUACAGCUUCAAAGAAUGGUGGUGCUGGAGCGAGUGGCUGCAGGUAAGUAAUUCUAUAAUAGAUCAUAAAUCAAUUAACAAGGUUAUCCAUUAAAGUGAGCAUUCAAGGUGAAUUCAAAGUUAAUUCCAUAAGGACAAAAUAUCCAAAAUGGCAAAUUAUUCCAAAUCAAUUAUGCUUUCAGUUCAGCUCCUAUGGCCUUAAAUUUUAAAUUUAGUUUGAAUUCUCACUUUAGUAAAUAACUCUGUAAAUAUAUGUCAUCUUGUAAUAAAUUAUAUAUAUGACAUCACACUCUACUUAAAAUAACACUCUAAACACCUAAAACAUUUUAGCUUGCUGAAGUGCUUUAUGUGUGAAGAAUGUGUUCUCUUAUUUUCAUUUUACAAAGAGCGCCGAUUUCAAUAGAAAUUGUCACUUUUAUAAAUUAUCCUUCCUACACCCCCAUAGUUUGUCAUUCACACAACCGGUUCUCUUACAUUUUGGUAGCUUAGCUCAGAGCACCUGCCUUGAAAAAAAACUUUUAUUGAACUGCAUUGGGCAGUCUGUAAUUAGACUGGGCUGGAUUAGAAGGGAGUGCUUGCAAAGGCUUCAGACAAGAGAUCUGCAAACAGUUUUUUUUAGGAAUACCCUAAUGUUGACUCAAUGGCUGUUGAGUACCCCUUUAAAUCAUAGCACAGUCAGGGCCCACAGUACAUUAAAAGUGGAGAACCAGAAUCUUUGGGGGUACUGUUAAAAAAAUAUUGUGUUCUGAAACGUGGUCUAAAUUACUAAAUAUAGGGCACUGAGAAUGGAAACUACUGAAACCAGCAGAAACAUUGCAGGUUCUCAGUGCCCACCCAUCACUGGGCCAAUGCACCCCCUGAAUCCUGGGCCAUAUAGCGAAAAAACAAAACAUAAAAACAGUAUUCUUUCCUAGCCGGUCCCUUAACAUGAAAAUAAUAAUGUUAGCUAAAUAAGCACUUGUUAACAUCUGCUGGAGUGAUGGAGUUUAGCAUUUUGAUAUGCAUGGUUAGCCUAUACGGAUUUCUACAGUAAUCUCCAGUCCCCACUCACAAUGUGGACAGAAUCACAUAUCAUCACACUUAGAACUAUAAAUAAAACUGCCUCACAGUUUUGGGUAUAAUUAACAAAUAUGCAUUUGAUUAAGGAGGAAAGUACUUUGAUUGACAUCACUGAGUAGUGUAAAUAUCAAUUAUUGUUUUUUUUAUAAUACAUAGUAAAUGAGAAAAGAUAUAAAGUAAAACUGCAAAAAAGCUGAUUUGGAUAACUUUUCAUGUGUGAAAGUUUUUAACUUUAAACUGUGAAUUGGAGGAAUUCAAUGUGGAUACUAGAUUUAGAGAAUAACCCUUUUGGUAUCCCACAAGUUGAGAUCAGUGUCUCCGUGAUAUCCUACAAGUACAGCAACAGUGUCUGUAAAAGGAAUAUAUGCAAAUUUUAAACAAAGUUUGAAGCUAUAACAAUAAUGACUAGGUCACAGAGUUUUAAAGUCUGAAAAAGGAAAAAAACAAAAACAAAUGUGUAACAAAUUGUUAUAUUUAAUGCACUUUGGCUGUACUACACGUUUAAAGUAACACUCCAAGAAGCUCAGCCACUCCAGCAUACUCUUUGCUAAUGGUUUGAAUUCUUAUCAAGGGUGCACCGGCUGCCCCUCUCUGCCAUUCUGCAGCCAGAAGCUCUCUUUUCUAAGCUAAGCUCGAUGGUGCACAGCUUAGCUUAAAGGGGAGACGGAGCAGUCAAAUGUUUAGCAAAUGGUUUACUGCUAACUGGGGGGAGGGCUCCAGGUCACUCCAAAGCCAUAUUACUACAGCACAUCGUGAUAUUUAUAACACUGUCUAUACAUUAAUCCAAUCAUUUCAUAAGCUUGCAUUCCACUGAAAGUCAGUCUUCAGUCAAAUUGCUACUCCAACCAUUUUUUGCACUGUACUCUAAUUAAAAAAUAAAUAAAAAACAGCAAAAAAGAGGGUUAAACCUUACCUUGAAUUUAGUGCCGGGCCAAGUUCUCCCAUGAUUGUGUCCCAGCUUUCCCUGUUGUCACGCAGCGUCAUCCUCUUUCUGUCCAUGCUCCAGUCAAAUGCUUCUCAUAGAAAAGCAUUGAUGGACCACUGAAUGCUAUAACACCGUGAGUGAAAGUUCAUCUCACCCAUAAAGACACCUUCCCCCCAGUCAAUAAGAAAAGGAAGGAUGGAGGGCGGUACAGAGGAUAGUAUAGAACAGUAUAGAACAGAGUUCCGGGCUCUCUAUUCAUGUGUUUCGGGAUAUAAUUACACCCCUGCACAAAAUGAUAUAUAUCUUUGUAUAGGCAGCUUUUCAACUAAAACGCUUCAGGUACAAAUUGCAUGCACUAUUACCACUUCUAAUAGUAGGAGUGGUCAUGGUAGUUGAAACAACCUUUUAAAAUCUGCUUGAGCUGCAAAAAAACUGCACUUCAUGAUGUCCCCGCUGGUCCACGAGGCAUUUUUUUCUCUCGCUUUCAAGAGGACCCAAAGACCUUAUGUCAUUGGGAGAGAUGCUCUUUUCAACUUCUUGAUCACACAUGUCAUAUAUUAUUUGCUUUUAUGUGGCACUAGCCUUCUUAUUAUUACAAUGGUGGCAGGGGCAUGUUUAUCUCAAUGAUGGCCUCACAGUUUUCAGCAUAAUGCAAACAAUGCAAUGGAUGCGAGGUCACCCACUGCAUCACUAUAGGUUCUAACUUUUAAAUGAUAUCUUUUUGAGACCAAUGUGAUUCACAUAUUUAUUUCCCUGGGACUUAAAACAUAAAAUGAAAUAAUAUUAAUGUGAUAUCUUUUUAAAAUCUCAUUUACAGUUAUGACGAUUUAGCAUCCUAUUACCCUAUGAUUUAUCAUACAGCUAUAGCAAUACACAAAAUUACAUUAUUCAAAUCAAAGGGCUGCAUUCUGUGUGAACAUUCCCAUAUCUACUAACAGAAUUUGUUGUUCUUUGUAGAGAGGUUGGGACAAUCAUAAGAUCUUUAGGAUGUUGUCCAACUGAAGGGGAACUCCAUGAUAUGCUGGCCGAGGUAAGAUUCUAGGACUUCUAAGGUGUAAAGUACCAUUGUUUUCAAACCUAUUCACUUGUGAUGAUGUAAUUUUGUCUGGUUUUAGUUCUGAAAAUCAAAGGUCAUUUCCUGAAAAGUUAGUUUAGUAUGAGGUGCUAAUAAAGGCGUACAUUAGCAUACAACAUAGGUACUAAUCCAUAAAGUUUUCUGACUUUCGUCUGGUAUCAAAGCAGUUACCAAAGCGAUCAUAGUCCACACUAUACAAACCUUUAUUUCUGCAGGCAACACUGGCACAUUUAGAAAAUAUUAUUGUCCUAAAACCAGGUUUUUAAAUGUGAUUUCACUGUUUAACCAUAGCCAACAAUUUAAGGCCAUAGUCGCUGAACUAGAAGCAUAAUUGACUUGAGCGUUUUCCAGUUGGGCUGUUUUAACCUUAAAGGGACACUCCAGGCACCAGUAAGUGUUAGGCAGAAUAUUGCACCAUAAGUCUGCCUCCUUAUCAACUCCCUCUCAUGCCAAAAAGAUGUCCUUACCAAUGGUAUGCACAAAAUCUCAGCCCCAACAGCACUAAGUGAGCUCUUUUUAAUUCACAACCUAGCUGUAGACAGUCAAAGAAACUGCAAACACAGAUAUUGAUAUCCGUACUAUAUGCUUCCCUGGGUGUCCUCUCCUUCUAGUGCAGGUUGUUUUGUUGUUUAAAUCAUUAAGUACUGGCAGUGGCUGGGCUGUGUGCAUACUAUUUUGAUAAAGAAGUCUUUUUCUGGAGUGAGGAUGUGUGGCAUAAAUGGCAGGCUUAUGGUGCAGCAUUCUACAACUCAUUUAUUGGUACCCGGAAUUUCCCUUUUAAUUUUAAUUUACUUUCAUUUCUCACUUUAGUGAAUUAACCCUGUGUGUUGGAAUUUCAUUAAACUUCCAAUGCAUUCAAAAGAUAAAGGAACUACUUUUUUCUUAUGUUAAAAUCCUACCUUGACAAAAGGUGGAACCAGGGCCGUCUUUAACGUGGGGCAAACAGGGCAGCUGCCCUGGGCCCUGUUACAGCUUGGGGGACCAAGGCAGAUGUUCUAUUUGCCUUCUAACCGCAACAAUUUCUUUUGGGAUCACCGAUCCUAACAUAAAUUGUUGCGGGCAGCGGGCAUACCUGCACCUGAGAAAGACCUAAUACUGGUUGAAACAUGUUGUGCUAGAAUUUGAUUUGUUUUUAAAACUAAUUGUUAAUAAAUACUCAUCUUUUUUUUUUUUUUUUUAUUCUUUUUUUUUUAUUGUGCAAGUAUCAACAUUCAAGCUUCAGAUGCCACAUCAGCAUUAUCCAGCAUAGUAUAACAGAUAAAGGGUAUUAUUAGUAUGGCAUCAAUAGAAGUUGCACAUUUUUAUAUUAUAAUGAUAACAGGCGCGGAACAAUAACAUAACAAAUGUCAGUUAGUGAAGUAAACAACCUGGUGUGGUAAGCAAUCCAUAUUAACUGACGUAUUUAUAAUCAGUAUUAGUUUAACAAGCAUGAGUGUACGUGUCUAUAGUUCCUGAAGCUGUUUCAGCGCAUUUUAUGGUUAUGGUACGAGAGAGCUAUGGCGCAGUCUGGCGGUGUCAGUGACAGUUAAAUCUGCGAAUGCCUGCCUACGUGUCUACGAUUAAGGAUAGGUUGAUACUGAGGCAGUAUGUGAGAGCAUGUGUGCAUCAGUUGCUCAGUGUUUGCUUUGCUCGUGUUAUCUUUUGAACCAAGUAGGUUCAGCUUGAUCCACUGUAGUGGAGUAAAUAAAAAAAGAAAAAGAAAAACAUAAAGGAACUCUGCAUGAGAAGCAGAAAGUGCACAUGGUAGCAUAAAUCUUGCUGGAGGGUUUGGUCUGCAUAUAGGGUCUUGCCCAUAAGGUCCUUUGUGAUAGGUGUGGGAGUCCAGUUAACGUUUGCUGGGGGGUAUGGAGAGGCAGGGUAUUUUGGCGUGUUGAGCCUGGUGCUUCACAUGUGGAUAUUCCUGGUGUCCUUUAGGCGAUGCCUUUCAGGGGAAAGUCAAAGUCCCAUCUUGUGGAGCUAAGUAUCCAGCUCUGUGAGGCAAGUCCCAAUAAGUGAGUGCCUUGAUGGUAUGUCAGACGGUGGGGGGCAUUCAACCUUCCGUUGCGUAUUGCCAUCUGGUUGGUGGGUCUCCCGCCUAAUUUGUGGGUGCCUUUCUGCUUUGACCGUUUGUAUACUGCCUUCUUCCGUUGGCGGCAUUGCAGCUUGAUGCGGGCUACCCCAGGGCUCUGAGCUCUGCGUCUGCCGCCGGGGAUUCCGAGUGCUUGUGCAGGCAGGUAAGUCUCUAGGGGCGUCCGGAUGGCUGGUCCCUGGCUACUCUUGGUGUGUCUCCACACUGUGGUCCUUUUCUGGUGUUUGACCGUCUUGGGAGCGGAGUCUAGGGGGAUCCCUUUGCCCCUCUCUGCAACCUCCCUAGUCCGGCCCUGUAUUGUGCUAUCGGGUGGUAUCUCUGGUGUCGGGGGCCCAGAAGUACCUCUAGCUUCUCCCACAAUAAUCCGAAGAUGUAGUUUAGUCUGGUCUCUGUUUCUCUGGCAGCAUAGCAGUAGGCUGUGGUGCUCGAUUUGUUCGCCAUUUUGUAUGUCUUAGUCACGACCUCCGGACAUUGCGCCAGUCUCACAUGGGGAUAGCUUGUCUAUGUGCUUGAUUGGGGGUAGCCCGGGAUAAACCCCACCGGGCCAAAGGGGGGGGGGGGACGAGGGCUCCAAGACAGGGUUCCAGUCGAUUUUGAACUUCAGGAGAGCGUCCGGCUCUCCCGCAUGCGCCAUAUUAGUAGGCCCUGCCAGGGUGACGGGUGCGUACCUCUUAAGUUGGAAGUUGAUUGGUGUCUGCGUGUGCACCCCGGUGUACCCCUGCACUGGGUAAUCUUUGUUUGUCGUUUUGUUGUCGUUUUAUUUUCUUUAUCUUGCUUUUGCCGUUCCUGGUGGCCGGAGCUGCUGAGGCAAGCGUCCUCUCUGCUCUGUGGCCAGGCCCCGCCCCAAAUACUCAUCUUCUAACACUUACCUCGGACUCUGGCGUUCCUGUGUUGCAGCAGUGCCGAGUUCCUGAGGCGUGUGACUAUUGGAAAUUCCACUUAAUAGCUCCUUGAUUAGAUGAAAAGUGCCAUAAGUACCGAGCCAACUUUAAAUGAGCUCUGAAAAUUGUGAGUUUGCUGAAAAUCUCUUUACAUACAUAUACUUUCUUUAUACAGGUUACACUAUGUGUGUGUUUUAAUUUAUUUAAUACAGGAAAAAGAAACUCCAUUGUAUUGGUUACCAGAGAAAUAUUGUUUAUAAGGUAAACCAAAAGUUUUCUGCGUCCGCAAAUCACCUUAUCUGUUUUCCAAUUUUAUAACGUUUUAAGUGUAAAUAGUGACAUUGCACUUGGGUAAUUUUUAGCUGCACCGGAAUUUUAUCACAAUAAGCGUCACCCUGUCUUUCAUUCUACUACCUCUAAGGUUAACUCAGCAUAUCUGUACCCACAGAUCACCACACACUAAACAGCGGUAUCACCAUCUGGGUGUCUUCUCAAAAUACGCAAAGAUGCCAUAAAGUGACUGUCAGAAUACCUGUCCCUUGCAGCGCCAUGUGAUCAUGGAAGUGAUGUCUCUGCUAUGUUCUAAAGCACACCCACUCAUCCCUAGCGCCUCAUUAAGACAUAAUAUAUGACAUGGAACCCUCCAAUUGAUCUUGUUUUAUAAUGUCAGUCUUUGUAGCUCUUUGUGUUUAUGUGCUGUAACCAUCAUAACCCCAUAAAGAGUAUAUACAGGGAGUGCAGAAUUAUUAGGCAAGUUGUAUUUUUGAGGAUUAAUUUUAUUAUUGAACAACAACCAUGUUCUCAAUGAACCCCAAAAACUCAUUAAUAUCAAAGCUGAAUAUUUUUGGAAGUAGUUUUUAGUUUGUUUUUAGUUAUAGCUAUGUUAGGGGGAUAUCUGUGUGUGCAGGUGACUAUUACUGUGCAUAAUUAUUAGGCAACUUAACAAAAAACAAAUAUAUACCCAUUUCAAUUAUUUAUUAUUACCAGUGAAACCAAUAUAACAUCUCAACAUUCACAAAUAUACAUUUCUGACAUUCAAAAACAAAACAAAAACAAAUCAGUGACCAAUAUAGCCACCUUUCUUUGCAAGGACACUCAAAAGCCUGCCAUCCAUGGAUUCUGUCAGUGUUUUGAUCUGUUCACCAUCAACAUUGCGUGCAGCAGCAACCAUAGCCUCCCAGACACUGUUCAGAGAGGUGUACUGUUUUCCCUCCUUGUAAAUCUCACAUUUGAUGACGGACCACAGGUUCUCAAUGGGGUUCAGAUCAGGUGAACAAGGAGGCCAUGUCAUUAGAUUUUCUUCUUUUAUACCCUUUCUUGCCAGCCACGCUGUGGAGUACUUGGACGCGUGUGAUGGAGCAUUGUCCUGCAUGAAAAUCAUGUUUUUCUUGAAGGAUGCAGACUUCUUCCUGCACCACUGCUUGAAGAAGGUGUCUUCCAGGAACUGGCAGUAGGACUGGGAGUUGAGCUUGACUCCAUCCUCAACCCGAAAAGGCCCCACAAGCUCAUCUUUGAUGAUACCAGCCCAAACCAGUACUCCACCUCCACCUUGCUGGCGUCUGAGUCGGACUGGAGCUCUCUGCCCUUUACCAAUCCAGCCACGGGCCCAUCCAUCUGGCCCAUCAAGACUCACUCUCAUUUCAUCAGUCCAUAAAACCUUAGAAAAAUCAGUCUUGAGAUAUUUCUUGGCCCAGUCUUGACGUUUCAGCUUGUGUGUCUUGUUCAGUGGUGGUCGUCUUUCAGCCUUUCUUACCUUGGCCAUGUCUCUGAGUAUUGCACACCUUGUGCUUUUGGGCACUCCAGUGAUGUUGCAGCUCUGAAAUAUGGCCAAACUGGUGGCAAGUGGCAUCGUGGCAGCUGCACGCUUGACUUUUCUCAGUUCAUGGGCAGUUAUUUUGCGCCUUGGUUUUUCCACACGCUUCUUGCGACCCUGUUGACUAUUUUGAAUGAAACGCUUGAUUGUUCGAUGAUCACGCUUCAGAAGCUUUGCAAUUUUAAGAGUGCUGCAUCCCUCUGCAAGAUAUCUCACUAUUUUUGACUUUUCUGAGCCUGUCAAGUCCUUCUUUUGACCCAUUUUGCCAAAGGAAAGGAAGUUGCCUAAUAAUUAUGCACACCUGAUAUAGGGUGUUGAUGUCAUUAGACCACACCCCUUCUCAUUACAGAGAUGUACAUCACCUAAUAUGCUUAAUUGGUAGUAGGCUUUCGAGCCUAUACAGCUUGGAGUAAGACAACAUGCAUAAAGAGGAUGAUGUGGUCAAAAUACUCAUUUGCCUAAUAAUUCUGCACUCCCUGUAUACUUGCUGGUUGUCCUUGUUUCCUUGCCAUGUCUUGGUUUCUAUUUACCUGAGUGUGUUUUUGUCUAUACUUACCUUGGUUUUUGACUUUGGUUUGCCUGACUAUUCUUGCUCUCUGUUAUGCUGACCUUGGCUUGUUUCUCAUUUCCGUGUACCUCUGAUAUCCCUGACCUUGAGCUUUUUACGUUUAUUCUGUCUCUUCUUGCAGACAUUCUGCCUUAUAUUUUAAGUGCUAGCUAGCUAUUUUAAGGACCUGUACACAGUCAUACUUUUAUCUUUAACCUAGGUUUGUAUGUUAGGUCAGGUCAGGCUUGAAAGUAACAGGGCCUCUUUAUCCGUUAAUGACUUUAGGACGUGUCAGUACAUCCUAACUAUACCGGGCGUACUGUUUUGGUGUGAACAGGGUUAAAUCAGGUUCUAAUGCUUUGGUGUGAACAUGGUUUAAUCCCUGUUCACACCAAGGAGUCCUAGGUAUCAAUCGAUACCUUGGGCUGUCGUCUGUCAAAUAUGGCAACAUUUAACCCCUUAAGGACCAAACUUCUGAAAUAAAAGGGAAACAUGACAUGUCACACAUGUCAUGUGUCCUUAAGGGGUUAAUAGUCCCAGUCUGACCAAUGAGCUGAAUGCAGUACUUAAAAGGAGCACUCUAUACAGCCUUUAAAUCCUUGUGAAACACCAUAGCUGAGCAUAUUGCACUUAGCUGGACUGACAGAUGUUUAAAAGGGACACCCAGAGCCUGGACAGACCCUGAAACAGUCUUCCAUCAUGUCCCCUUUGCCAGCUGUAAUUGGUGCUGGGCUUUGCCAACUGCACAGCACCUACCACAGUGGAGUCAGCACUCUGGAGAUUCAGCAUUACAGCUAAAUGCAUGGGAUGCUGAAAACAGCCAGUAGAUUGUGGCAACAUACCACUCUACUAAUUUUUUAACUAGUAAACCUAGUAAAUAUAUAUGAUAUUGAAAGAAGCUUAUUUCUGUCCUUUAGAAGGCGAUAUGUAAUAUGUAUGGGAGCACUAGAGAAACCCUUAAUGUACUGUUGAACAAACUUGUAGAGCAAAUUCUAGGUUUUGUUUUGGUUCAGAACUUGGACAAUUGCCUCUGUCCUUAAGUUAUUAAGUGACAGCAAUGUUAAAAUUUGCUAUUUAAUGGCCAUACUUUAUAUGUAUACAUUAUUCCAGAAUGCCUAAAUCUGUAGUACCAUAUACUUGCAUCUUUUCUAUAUCUCCCAAAUGUACGUGUUUGGGAUGGAGUCCUUUGGCACUCAAUUAUGUGUGUGGGGAGGGGGGUGUAAUGGUGCAAUAAUUUUGGGAGGAUUAGCUACACAAAAGAUCCACCCUACUAUCAUUAGGAGAGGAGCUUUCCGUCCCACCAAGAACAAAACAAUAAACUCUAGGAACUAUAUUUAUGCCACAGGUCUGAAGUUCAAGCCUCCUGAGUAUUUGACUUUGGAUAACCUUAUUCUAGCUGGGUGGAUUAUCCAUACGAACUGUCUAACCUUGUUGUUCAAGGCUUUCCUAUCCUUCCUGGAAGCUCUUGAAAAAAAGUAUAGGAGUUUUGGGAAGCUUACAAUCUUGCCCAUAAGUGAAUGUGGAAGAGAUUGCCAUCUACUCAGCUCGUUAUAUAAUGGUUGUAAUAUAGCUGGUAUGUUAGUUUGGUAUAAUGUGGAGAGAUAUUUAUGGAUGUUAACUCUGAGGUAUUUUAGUGUAGUUCGGGUUCAGGUUAAUGGAAUGGAGGAUUGAAGAGAGGAUGGAGAACCUCUGCCUAGGUAAAUGGCUUUUGAAUUAGACAAAUUUAGUGCAAAAUCCAUUGUAUUUUGGUAGUCAGUUAAUAAGUGGUGUAUAAAGGGUAGGGAGUGGUGUAGAUUGCCUGUGAAUAAGAGCCAGUCAUUAAAGAAAGCUGAGACCCUCAACACAGUCACCCGAUGGGAUACCUUGAUAGCCAGAAAUGCCGUCUAUAACUCUAAGGAGUAAAUCCAAAGCUAUAUUAAACAGGAGAGAGGAUAGUGCCUAACCCCCCUUCCUAAUGUAAAAUAUGGGGAAUUCAGGUUAUUUGUUGUUAUACAAAUCUGGGGCCUGUUCUUUAGUUUUUUUUAUGAAUGCCACAAAGGUGAUUCCAAAGUAGCAAAGCUUGAGAACUUUUAUUAAGUUUGACCAAGCCACUGUGUCAUAGUGUCAAAUGCUCAUCAGAGAGGGACAGUCGAAAGUGGAUUCCCCACCCAAAGAUCAAGCUACCUCUACCAGAGCCCAUCCACUCCCACCACCAAGUGUUGCACGUGGAACGCUACCAGGUGUUGAGUUAAUAUGUGAGGAAGGAAGCUCUGGAGACAGAAGGCCAAUAUACCUGAUAGAAUUUUCAUAUCAAGAUUCGGAAGUAAAAUAGGCCUGUAGGAGUUCUUGUGAGUGUGGUGUCUGUCCGGUUUGGGUAUUAGGACCAUCUGAGGUAGAUUGAGGGAGUCCACUGAGUGGCCAUCUAGGUAUAUAUGAUUGAAUAGUGGAGUUUAAACAGUGCCAAUACAAAGCUUCAAGAUUUGAAAAUGUUCUGCUGUGAGGCCGUCAAAACCAGGGGCUUUUCCAUUAUGAAAGGAGGCAAUGGCGUUUUGUGCUUCCUGAUCAGUUAUAGGGUUAUUCAGGAGUUAAUGAUAUUCUUUGUCUGAGAAACAUUUUUUAAAAACCUUACCUUUCAGAUGAUUAUCUGAUGUUGAAGUGUAUAGGGCCUUGAAGUGGAACAGGGCAUUAAUCUGGGUGUGGAAUGUCAUUUUUAUCCCUUGUGAUAAUAUAAUAGAGGUAAUUGAUUUAAAUUUAGUGAUUGGAUUGGCCAUGCUCACCAACAAUCGUCCGGGCCUUCCAUCACAGCAAAUGAAGUGUUGCCUCUGGUAGCUUGUUUACACUUAUUAAGCAACGAGUCUUCUGCUGUCUGUUUUGCUGUUGUUUAAGUGUAUUCUAAUUGAAACACAUUGAGCGUGUUUUGAAGUGGUAAUAAAUAAUAAAUCUCAGUGCCAUUUUUUUUGUGGAGAUUACAUAUUAGAUCAUUUGUCCCUGAAGUACUGCCUUUGAGGUAACUAAGUAACUGUGGGUCAUCAGAAUAAAGUUGUUGUCUUUAAAAUUUCACCAACUAAAUUUGGUGUGAGUUUGGAAGGAAGGAUUUGGAGAUCCAGGUGUGUAUCUGGAUCUUUAGAAAUGUGUCAGUUCUUUGCUCUGUGAAUUUCUUGCAGCAAGGAGAUGAUGUGUGGUUGGUGGGCCGCCAAGUCGGUGAGAAUUUUCUUUCGAUUCAUUAGAGGGUUGGCAUCCCGCACAUUCCAUGAAAGGAAGAUUCUGAAGAUAUUAUGUAUGCAUUCAGAGAGGUAAUUUUAUCCAAUUCCCUAUUUCGGCUUGCCUCCAGGAGGUUUUUGAUAUUUUAGGAUCAGACUCCGAGCGAGCUGGUAGUCCUGGGGAAGAUUGAGCCAACAAAAACAGUAGCCUUGCUGCAAGAACUUUGUACAGGUAUGAAAGAACUGUUCCAUGAUUAGCCUUGACUUCAUUCUUCCAGGUGUGGUGAAGCCUGUGGUGGGGAAACAGGACAUGGUUGAGGAAGAGGUCAGCUUCAGUGACUGAGGUGGUAUAGAGGGACCUUCACACAUUUUGCAGGUGUAAUGUGGUUUGGUAUGUUAGGGCUAAUUGGAUGCCUUUUUUGUAAAUUUGAAUGCAGAUUGGGGCCAAUGCUUUUCUUUUCUGGGCUUAAGAAUAAUUGACUUUGGUAUACAAGUUGUUUAGGGUCUUUUUUAAUGCUGUUAAGAUCUUUGUGAUGUUGUUGUAGUUGAGAAAUUUUACUAUAACAGGACUUGGUUUAGUGAGAUCCUUGUUUUGUUCUGUGCCCACCCAGUGAGCUCUUUCAAUGGGUAGUAUGGGAUCUGAAGAGCCAGAUAGGUCAGGCGACUCUUGCAUCCAGGUUUGAAUGAACUGUAAAAGUUCUUGAGGAAUGCCUAGGAGGUUAUUUCUCCUAAUUUGAUUUUUCAGAUUAUCUAAUUUGUCUUGUAGAGUUGUUACUGUGGAUUGUUGAAACUGGUAGGAGCUUAACAAGGGAACAGUAGGCAAUGGUUCAAAAUUGUAAACAGGUGUAACAUCACCACUUAAGCCAGCAUUGGUGACAGUUGUGACCUCGGGUAUUUUUGAAUAGUUAGGAGGGGAAUCAGCACUUUUGGUAUAAAUACCCAUAAAAAUUCUGCAAGGUAAUUUUUUUCAUUCAGAGUUUGACUAAAUUCACUUGACCAGGUGAUCGGUGGUGAUAUUUGGCUUGGAAUGGAGGUUUGUGGAGAGGUAGGUGUUUUAAAAAUCAGUUCUGUAAAGUCCUGUAAAAAUUCUGCAAGGGGUUACCAUACAGCCAACAUCCAAAAUAAAAUGUUAUCCUUCAUAGCUUUUGAUGUUUAGCUGUCAGCACUAGGGUAUAGGAUUAUGUUAGGAAACUAUCAGGAUGCGCCAGUAUCUUUGGGCUAAUGGCUCGUAAAAAUUAUCCCACUGUGUGCAGUAAUUCACUUGUGGCUCAUAUUCUGAGGGUUGAUGGUAGUGAUGGGAAUGGGCGUUGGAUUGGAAAGUUACUCCCAGUGUGGCUUUUAAGGGAUGAGUUUCUUGGUGGUGGAAGACUGGAGACAGCCAGACUAAGACUGUGCUCAAGGUGGAGAGUGAUAAAAGAACUAAUUGAACAAAAGUAUGUGCAGGGUUUGGCUGGCGGUGUUUGCACUACCUUGUCAGGGACGGUUAGAGAGGGUGCUUAGGGGGUGAGUGUGGAAGCAGGUGCCUGCAGUGGCAUUAUUGGCAUCAGUGGUGAAGGCCUGAUGUGUUUGGAGUUGCAGGCCCUGUCAAUGCCUUGCAUGUAGGCCUGGACUUCCAGUUUGGGGCCAGAGGAAUCCUACAGAAUGCCUUUCAAAAAGGUAUGAGCGUGAGGGUUGGCUUGUCGACUCCUCAGUGAGGUGUUUUUUUGGACCUGUUGGUGGCAGUUUGGGGGCCAGAUGGCUAUAUAUGAAUAUUGUGGCUCGGAGGUCUCGAGGUGUGGUCAGUCAAGAUGGCGGCGAAACCUGAAGUCUCAUCCCACCCAAUUUUAACAUUACUUUCAUCCCGUUUUGUAGUGACAUUUUAAAUGUUGUUCUUGUGAACAUCAGUGUAAUGUCACGGCGUUCUUAUAAAUGCAACAACAUUAUGGAAUUGCUAUAAAUUAAUUUUGGAAAUCUGAAAACUAUAUUUACAUAAUUUAACUGGUCUGUAUUUAUUAUCAGAACACAACUAUUUUGACCUAAAUUUUUCAGAUUUGGCUUGAAUUCAAUAAACUUUAUAAUUUUGCAUGCUUUAAAAUAUUCACUCAGCUUGCCAGGAUUAGAUGACAGAAAAAAAUACAUUAGUUUACCAGUCAUAGAAUCUUUAGUGGUGCUAUAGCUCCAUCUAGUGGUGUGAGCAUAGAACAAACUAAAUGCAGCAUGUACCAGAGAUUUUCAUUUGCCAUUAUUGUCGUUUGGAGCAAAUGUAAGUUUACAGGAGCUUAUACACUAAAGUCCUAAUGCACCCAGUCUAAAUUUGCAAAAUGUAUAUGGAUCUGUCCAAGGACAUUCUGGUGGCAAAAUCUGUUGAUACUCUUUAACAAUGUCAUGAUAGAACUACAAUUUCAUUCAAAACUUUACCUCCCCUAAUUUCUGUUCAUCCAGAAAAAACUUGGUGCUUCGCAAAGAAAAAAGGAUUGGGGGAACUCCAGAAAAAUGGUGCUUCCGUAGUGACCAAUAUUAAUGCAUGAUACAAAUUAAAUUACUGGAUAUGGAAUCAAGACCAUAUUCCUUUUGGGGUUAAGCACAUCACUCAAGCCUACAGCUUCAGAGGCCCCUUUGGAGGUGACCACAGGUGUGUUUUGGAUAGAAAUGUCACUUUUAUUAUAAUCUCCAUUUAGCACAUAUUGAUUUGCAUUGUGAGUAUAUCCAUCCACUAACACUAACACUUUAAUUGUUUAGUUUUUAGACUGUUUUUAAUUGCCUUUAUCUCAUUAAUUUUGUAUACUCACAAUGCUCUUACAAUAGAUUAACUUAAUAUACUUUAUCUUAUUUAGAACUAUUUAUAUGUCUCCCACAUUUAGAUUUAGUUUAGGACCCACCGACAUUGGGAUACUGUGAAGAAGUGGUGGGCUUAACACAAUAUGGCCAUAUGGUGGAACUGAAUCCCCAUAUUUUGUCUUCUGAGAUAGGCGAUUUAAGUAGCCUUAUAAGAAUAUUAGUGUAUUUUUUAUGUGUGCGCUGUAAUUGAAUUUGUAUAAAAACCUUGUGCUUCGUGAAUAACCCUUACAACAAAGGCCAACUACUACAACUACUAGUAAUUUAUAUACUUUUGUUGGUUUGUUAAUAUAGGUAUUAAUUACACAAAUAUAUUCAUAAAACACGAACAGUUUGGUAUGUUUUUUGUUUGUAUGUUAAAAGAGCCAUUUGAUCCCAAUAAUAACCUCUGCUUAUUAUAGUUGUGAUUGAAGCAGUAGUGUCCGGGUGCCAUCUUUCCUUUGUGGUAAAACUAUUUUAACACAGUUUAACUUUGACGUUUAUCCCCUUGUAGCUGACACCGCAACCCCUGAAUUCCUCCCUCAUGGCUGCCACUGUAUGCUUAAAGGAUCACUAUAGUGUCAGGAAAACAAAGCGGUUUUCCUGACACUAUAGUGCCCUGAGGGUGCCCCCACCCUCAGGGUUCCCCUCCCGUUAAAACCCCUUCAGCAGCUUACCUUAAUCCUGCGCCGGGCUCCCUCGGCCCUGGUGACCUCUCCUCCCCCGCCGACGUCAGCUGCCCCGUCCGAUGUCAGCGGAGCCAAAUGCGCAUGCGCGGCAUGCGCAUUCAAAGUGUCCAUAGGAAAGCAUUUCUCAAUGCUUUCCUAUGGACGCUCGGCGCGAUGGAGGCAUAAUAUGCCUCCAGCGUCGCAGAUGCGCCUCUAGUUGGGGCUGGCUUAACCCCAAGUGUAAACAUUUCUCUGAAACUGCUCUGUUUGCAUCUGAAGGGUUAAAACCUGAGGGACCUGGCACCCAGACCACUUCAUUGAGCUGAAGUGGUCUGGGUGACUAUAGUGUCCCUUUAAGAUUUUGGCAGGUGACCAGUGAUUACACUGGCCGUACACUGAAAGAAAUCAUGCAUAUUAUUCUUUCAAUUGGCUUCUAUUGGUAAGCUAAAAGCAUCAAUUUGACAUUUUUAGGAUAUCUCUGGCCACUCGGCAAAACCUUCCUCAUACUGUGGCAUCCAGGAGAGGGAAGGUCAUGUAGCACUGGGGGACCACAAGGUUAAAAAUGCUGUAAAACAGUUUAACAUUGCAAGGUAAGGCCUUAAAAAGAUAAAAAUGGUUAUGGAUUGGGAGUGUUCGUUUAACAAAUACAAUUACAAAUUUCACAAAUCUGACCACAAGUUGUGGGUUCACAACAAAAGCUUCAAUUCCAGACCUUUUUUCUGCUUACUUGAUGAAGAAAUUCAGAGGAAAUAGCCCACGCCUGUCCAUGAAACAGCUUUUGAGUCAAUUAUCCAGUUACUUUUGGCCCGUUGAAAAAGAGGGGGUUACAUAUUAAAGAGCUGUAAUUCCUAAACUCUUACUCCAAUUUGGAUGUGCACUGCAUUUUAAGCUCAUAUUCAUUAUUUAACUGUAACUUGAAUUUAUUUUGGUAAACAUCCGAAAUAACAAAUAUUUCCAGACCUAACUGUAUGUUUAAAUAUUUAUAGACACACUUUAAUGUUUCAGGGCCCUAUAAAAUUAUAUAAAAAUAUGAUACACUUAUCAGGGUUACCCCCUUUUUCUGUCCUGGAUCCUCCCCCUACAAACAAGCUUCCAACUUCUCUACUUAUGAUACACUUGUAGAUUGAUUUUUCACUAGGUUAUAUUAAAUGUGAAGUUAAAUCAGGCUUACUUAUAUAUUGUUGUACUGUAUAUAUGCAAUAUAUUUCUUCUGCUGUAUUACUGUUAUACUGUUAAAUUUCAGGUAGAGGAAGAAGAACCUACUGGCUCUAUCCGAUUUGAAAAGUUCCUACCAAUGAUGACAAAAGUAUUACUAGAAAGAAGGUAUGAGAUUAUAGUUUGCUAAUAGUUUACAAAUCAUGUUUAAAGAAAGAGUCCGUCAUUAUAAAUAAAUCAGUUUAUAUUUAGUACUUAAUUGUUCUGUUGCCACUUUAGAUUAUAUCUGCCCCCCAAACCCAAGAUCUCUAAUACGUUUGCAGGAGGAUCCCUCACCACAGCUCUCUUCCUUCCCUUUGAGAUGAUCUCCCAGCCAAUCCAAUACUUCUCAAAGAGAAACAUUGGGACAAUUACAAUAUUUCUGAUUGAAAAGCAUUGAAACCAAUGCUUUUCUGUCAGAAUCCCCACAUCUGCUCAUGUGCUUGGGUGAGGACUAAUCUAGGUACAGUGAUACAAUGAACCUUAACAAAUCAGGGUUUAGAUAAGGAUCCAUGUGUAUUCUCAGGACAGGUAGUUCAGGAUAAGUAAUCUCUGACAUUCCAAUAUUUAUUCACUCAUGGAGGCCUCUUGGGGUUAGGUCUUUUAAAGUAGUUUAGGCUGCAUCUCGAGAAAUGAAAGUAUGAAAAACAAAGUAAGCAAGAGUUUCAGUGGUUCACAAGGCGCAAAAAAAAAACAACCAAACUCGAACAAAUUAUAAAAACAAACGGAAAAAAAGAGAGUAAAAUAUACCUAUCUGUAAUAUAGUUUCUCAGUUGUCCCCUACAAAACACCACAGAAAAAGUAUUGCCUAGCCCCAACAACAAGUCUGAAGGCAUCAGAAGCCGUACAAAUGCAGUUUUUUUGUUGUUGUUUUUUUUAAACAAACAGAAUGUAUUCUUAGUGGCUAGAUGGUACUAAAUUGAGUAAGGAGGGGGAUGGGCAGGGGUAUAUUCUGCUUUCCUGAGGGUGUCCGCAGCAUCUGGGAAUGCCUGUUUGUAGUGUUGGUUAGUUCCGUAGAGCAGGUGACUUAUUGUGCUGCAGGGUCCCCAGGCUUGUGAUGUUCAGGUGAGUCACGGUGUGUCAGGAGGUGUAUAUCUCCAGAAAUCAUUUGACCUCUCCAAAUGUCAGGCCUGUUGUUCAGGUGAUGGCCUUAUGAGGUGGCAUGUUUGCUGAGGACCGUGGUGUAAAGUCAGGUCACAUUGGUUCCGAUUGUGCUGGGAGCCGCACGGAAGCCCAUAUCUUGCAGAUGCCUCUCCAGCUCCUGGUAUGUUCCGGCCUUGCGGUGGAUCCCCUGGGAUGUAAAUAGAAGGGCUCUUGGUGUGCCCCAUAUGUAUGUGAUGGAGGCCUCUAUAUUUGAAGCAAGGUCUAGUUACCAGUGGGGUACCUCAGGGAUCUGUACUUGGACCCAUUCUCUUUAAUAUUUUUAUUAGUGAUAUCGCAGAAGGUCUUGAUGGUAAGGUAUGUCUUUUUGCUGAUGAUACUAAAAUUUGCAACAGGGUUGAUGUUCCAGGAGGGAUAAGCCAAAUGUCAAAUGAUUUAGAAAAAUUAGAAAAAUGGUCAGAGCUGUGGCAACUGACGGUUAAUGUGGAUAAGUGCAAGAUAAUGCACAUUGGACGUAAAAACUCAAGGGCAGAGUAUAGGAUAUUUGAUACCCUACUAAACUCAACAUCUGAGGAAAGGGAUUUAGGAGUAAUUAUUUCAGAUGACUAAAAGGGAGGCAGGCAAUGUAAUAGAGCAGCUGGAAAUGCUAGCAGAAUGCUUGGUUGUAUAGGGAGAGGUAUUGGCAGUAGAAAGAGAGAAGUGCUCAUGCCAUUGUACAGAACACUGGUGAGACCUCACUUGGAGUAUUGUACGCAGUACUGGAGACUGUAUCUUCAAAAGGAUAUUAAUACUUUAGAGAGUUCAGAGAAGGGCUACUAAACUGGUUCAUGGAUUGCAGGAUAAAACUUACCAGGAAAGUUUAAAGGAACUUAACAUGUAUAGCUUGGAUGAAAGACUAGACAAUGAGGAUAUGAUAGAAACAUUUAAAUACAUAAAGGGAAUCAACUCAGUAAAGGAGGAGACUAUAUUUAAAAGAAGGAGAACUACCACAACAAGAGGACAUAGUCUUAAAUUAGAGGGGCAAGGGUUUAAAAACAAUUUCAGGAAGUAUUACUUUACUGAGAGGGUAGUGGAAUGGAAUAGCCUUCCAGCUGAAGUGGUAGCGGUUAACACAGUGAGGGAGUUUAAGCAUGCAUGGGAUAGGCAUAAGGCUAUCCUAGACUUAAGAUAAGACGAGAGACUAAUUAAAAGUAUUUUGAAAUAUUGGGCAGACUAAAUGGGCCGAAUGAUUCUUAUCUGCCGUCACAUUCUUUGUUUCUAUGUUUCUCUAAUACGGCGACCCUUUUUGGCACGCUUUCCACGGCUUCUUUGAUGCGGGCCAUAUCUGCUGAGAUGUUGGAACGCUGCUCAGCGAACAUGCUCUUGAGUAGGGUUGCAGUCACAGGGUCCCGAUCCUCUGUCUGUGGAGGCCACGGUCCCGAUUUCGGGCCACUUGAGACCCGAAUGCAGUUUUAUUGAGGUAGAUCAGAAAAUGUUGUGCCAGGAUACAGUUGUCCUUUAAUAUAAAACAUAAUUUUUGUAACAAAUAGUAUACUUUACUAUUUUCAUUAAGCACCAUUUGUACUUUUAUCCAGUCACCUCUGAUUUACAUGUUGCUUUUAUUUCUGUUUUAUUACAGAUAUCGACCAGUUACUGAGGAUGUUCUUCUUCGGGCAUUUGAGGUUUGUUUUCAAUUGAGUGGUUAAAUAUACCAAUGUACUUUGACACUAUGACCAAAUUGCUAUUUCUUCCUUUUUCAGGUUUUAGAUGAAAGCAAAAAAGGAUACUUAACUAGAGAUGAGCUUGUCAAGUAUAUGUCUGAAGAAGGUAAUACAAACCUCUUGUUUUGACUUUUGCAUAUAUUAUAGUUGUUUACGCCACCAUUGGGAAGAUGCUAUACUAUUUUAAAGUAUCUCAUCUCUUAAAAAGGAACUGUCACUUCCUCCAUUUUAGCACAAACAAAAAGUUAACUGUAGGCUGUGCUAAAUUUAUUUUAAAGUCUUUUAUAGUUUAUUUUAUUUUCAUUUAGAUGCUUUGAUUGGCAAAUAGUAUGUAAAUAAGUUAACCCUUACUGUGCUGUACACAUGGUGCACACAAGAAAGUGCUGAGCACGUGUGCAUGUACAGCAUUUUUUUUAUUAGAUACCCAAGCACACAUGUGUGCACCUGAGUACCUCUUCUGCAUUCUUUACCUUCGUGAACACUGCAAUCGUUUUUACUGGGGGUGAAGGAAAAAGAAACUGGCUUUAAAUUCGGCUUUUAAAGAACAUGGAUUUAAAAGUUUUUAUUAAGUCUUUAUAUAAGAUAAGAUAUGAAUGUUAUAAUACUCCAUUAAGUAUUUUUUUUAAUUUUAAUAUUUUGAAUGUUUUAAAGACAUCACUUGCGUAUCUUUUCCACCCUAUUUUGACAGUCACCCUUACAUUGUUAGUUACUUGACGCAGUGCUCACCAUUUUUCUUUUCAAAAUCACCUGACAAAAAUGCUGCAGGCAAUUUUGCACACAAUUUUAAAAAGCAAUGCACAGCAACAGAAUAGUGUAUUAAUGAAAGAAAAAAAGUGAUUACAUGUUGGGGUCUCCCUGCAUGUUUUUUUUGCUCUUUUACAAUUUAUAUUUGCCAACAGAAGGAUCAACUAUAAUUUGCAGAGGUAUGCAUGUUAUUUUCCGAGCAUCAUGCAUAGCUUGUAUAACUUGCAUAACUUAUUCCGAAGAAGUAGGCCAACAAAAUGUCAUAGGUAAUAUCACUGAUCUUUCAAGUGGCUUCUGAGCUCCACUCAGUGUUUUAUGCCAGUUAGUGAAUCAAUGCAGAAAGCAGUGGCGGAUCCAGAGACUGAUCUCGGGAGGGGCACUUUUAUAUUAUUUAAAGAAAUAAUCCAUGCACAAUAACCACUACAAUGCACUACAGCUCUGUGUAGUGGUUAUAGUGCCAGUAGUGCCUGGACCCCCUCCCAGAGUAAGUAGUCAAACCAUUUAAGAACAGUUUGACAACUUACCUGGGAUCUGCUGGGAUAUGGGGCUGUAGUAGGGCAUAGGAGCAGUGGUGUAAUGUGACGAGUGCAGUGUAUGUGUGUGUGGGGGCAGUGUGUGUAUGGGGGGCAGUGUAUGUGUGUGUGUUGUUUGGCAGUGUGUGUGUGGGGGCAGUGUGGGGGGCAGUGUGUGUGAGGGGGGCAGUGUGUGAGGGGGCAGUGUGUGUGUGUGUGUGUGCAUGGGGCAGUGUGUGUGUAAAGGUGUGUGUGUGUGGGGGCAGUGUGUGUGUGGGGGCAGUGUGUAUGUGGGGGGCAGUGUGUGGGGGGCAGUGUGUGUGCAUAGGGACAGUGUGUGUGUGGGGGCAGUGUGUGCGUGUGUGUGCGUGGGGGCAGUGUGUGUGUGUGUGUGGGGCAGUGUGUGUGGGGGCAGUGUGUGCGUGGGGGCAGUGUGUGCGCAUAGGUGCAGUGUGUGUGCAUAGGGGCAGUGUGUGUGCAUAGGGGCAGUGUAUGCGAGUGUGGGGGGGCAGUGUGUGUAUGGGGGACAGUGUGUGUGUGUGUGUAGGGGCAGUGUAUGGGGGGCAAUGUGUGAAUGUGUGGUGAAGAGUGUAGGGGGGCUUUUUGAUAAAAAAAUAAUUUAUAAAACUAAAUAAAUUUUAUGUCCUGGGAGGAGGGGGGACAUUUCUCCAUCCCUAGGGGUCUGGUGGGGAUUCCCUGGUGGUCCCAGUGGUAGGAGUGAACUCUAGCCUGUAGCUCCAGGGCUAGAGUUCACUCUCGCCAGAUUUGGAGCAUUGCCGUGGUAACCGCGGCAAUGCUCCAUGCUCGCAAGAGUAGGACCCGGAGGAGCUGCAGGCUGAGCUCCCGGGUCCUCUCUCACUCCCUUGGACAAUGCCACCCCUGCAUUAGCCGGCAGGGGAUAAUCUCGAGGGGGGGGGCAAUUGUCCCGUUGCCCCUACCACCCCCCCGGAUUCGCCAGUGGCAGAAAGUCCAGGUGAGAACGCUCAUGUAGAAGUAAUGUGGACACCCACACUGGUGUGCCUCCAGGAGGGUAGGGCGAAUUCCCAGCAGUCAAAUUUUGAAGAGAGAACAUGGGUACAUGAAAUGGUAUCCAAACACAGACUUUAUUUAGGAACAAGGUACACCAACGUUUUGGCUCAUCCAUUCAACGUCACUCUCUUCCCAGAUGCACAACCCAAGUGUCCAUUAACUGAGCUAGUUUGUGCUAUAAAUAUGUAGAAAUUGUACUCUGUACUAAGGCAUGAUAAAAGCUCAAUAACUGAGGCGAAACAUUGCUGUCCCUUGUUUCUACAUAAAGUCUGCCACUUGGAUAAAUUGUAAAUCGUGUGUCCAGGUUCUCUCUUCAAAAUUAGUGAAUCAAUGUGAUAUAGUUGUACGAGAAAGAGAUCUGUGCUCAAAAUAUCACAUGUCUCUCUUCCUAGUUUGACCAUGUCUUAUUGACUUUGAGGACAAUAUCACUUCUUAUUUUAUUUUGCCAGUUUUCACUAGACCAAAUGGGAGCAGUACAAAAUUAAAUCUGUGCCACUGACCUCCUCCUCCCCUUCUAAACCAUAACUAACAGUUCCCCUUUAUACUGUGUCACUAUAAACCGCUCCCCUUUAACCCUAUCUUGCAGCUAUAUAAGGAAUGUAGGAAUGCUAUUGUCACAUGCAGCAGGCAUGAUUUGUUGUUUUAUUGGAAAAAAUAUUGUUAAUCAAUGGAUGUGUGUAGUGGUGGAUACUGGAAAUGGUUACCCAUUAAAGUAGUAUUGCUGAUUACAGCACUGUAAAGAUUUUAAUUUGGUUGCCUUAGCUAGAGGAAUGUAAACCAACAUUCCUCUGGCCAGGUGUAAAAUUUUGAACCCUGGGAUAUUCACGUGUACUUUUUCCUAUACCUACCAGUUUUGGGCCUACUGGUGCUCUGCUGAAAGCACGGGCCUCUGGUCUUGAAGUAUUGAGACAAUAUUUCUGCUAAGAGUUAUAUCCAAAAAUAAAAUCAAAAAUCCAGAGGUGAAUAAUAAUAAUUUAUAAUAAUUCAGAAUGCCGAGGUUAUUCCCUAAAACAAAACACAUGACCAGUGCACCUUACCUUACGCCUUUUGGGAAGGGUGUGGCUGAGGGUACUGGGAAGUUAGUUGUUAUAAAUCACAGAAAAGUCUUGUGAGAUUGUCUGGUAUGGAACGGCUUUUUUAAUAUUUAUUUUUUUGUCCAUCUUUUUUUCAUCAAUUCGCAAACAAAUACAUAAACACAUCAAGAGAAUGGACAAGUGUUAACAAUUCCCCAUAUGAAUUUUUUUUUUCUGUACCAGGUAUACAACAAGAGAUAGGAUCUUUUUAUUGAAUUUAUUUAUAUAUAUUUGUUUCUGAAUUUGUCAAAAUGUGAAAUGGGAGGUACCAUCAAACUGGGAUCUCUACAGCCACUGUUACCCUCCACCAUGUACCGCCGGUUUGGAAACUUGAGAUUAUUGCAGCAAUUGUAAAUCCGAUGACAUGCAAUUGACUAGUGUAAUUUCGAGUAAGUUGCAAUUUUCCGUGCCAGAACUCCCUGGCAAGAUCAAUUCCUGGGCUAGAAUUGUGACUGACCUUUUUAUUUUCAUCUGUUUGUUGGUGUAUUUAACUUGUUUACAAUCUAUUCUUAUAUCUAUGCACUUUUUUCAUUUUAGUUAUAACAAAUGUUCCUUAGCUCUGUCUUUGUUUGGUAAAUAAUCACAUUACCGGAAGAAACCUAUUUUAAUAGUAAUUUUUAUAUCAUAGAUAUUUAGCAAAAUAGUUUUUUGCUGGUUUUUAAAUAUAAUUUGUUGGGCUAACCUAAUUUCUAAGUUGCUUUGGUGAUGCUUUUGAUACUAGAGAAAAAUUUGGGGAAUGUUAAGAGGGAUUUCUUUAUCAAUAUUUUGGAUCUAGUGCUGACAAAUAGUGAUUCUUUUUUUUUUUAAUGUCAGUGACACUAUUAACAUUAUUAUUGAGAGUUUGGCUCAAAUAUGUAUACUCAGAAUUCACUAGAUCAGGGUUCAGCAACCUAUGGCAUUUGAGGUGCCUUUGCAUGGCACUCAAGGCUUCUGUAGCAAAACAAGCCUAUCAGGAGUUCCAGUGGAACUUCAGAUAUCUGCUAGUGCAAAAAGGUGGUGAGGGACAAUCCUCAAUUUACAUAUUGCAGCACAUAGCUCUCUCAGAUCACUAUCUCCCAGCACUUGUGAAUGUGAAUCCACACUGAUGUAGAGCAGCCCACAGCAGCUAUUGCACCUCCUGCCCUCGACCUGUACUUGGCCAGCCUGGUCCCUACUGGACCCAUUGGAAAGCCACCAACACUGGUAGAUAUACACAGAACUGUAGACAGGGCCGCCAUCAGGGCAUGACAACCGUGACAAUUGUCACGGGCCCGGCGGCCCUGGGGGGCCCGGCGGCCUGGGCCCCGCAUGGAUCAGCGGAACUGCCGCUGGUGCACCUGCACCGGGGCCCACGCGCUGAUGGGGCCCAUCAGGUGGCCCAAUCAUUUAGGGCCACCCAAUGGGCCCUAUUAUCUUCAGGGGCCCGAUCAACGCUGUAAUAGCGCGACCGGGCCCCUUUAAAAAAAAAAAUGCAGCUGGAAGUGCUGCUGGGAGGAAGUGACGUCCGGUCACUUCCUCCCACUUUACUCCGCGCGGGAAGGAGGACGCAGCAUGAGGAGAGGCAGCCGAUGCCCAUCAUCCCCAGCCCCCCUCCUGCGACGAAAUGGUAAGGAAGAGAGGAGGGUGGCUGGGAUGAGGUGUAUGUAUUUAAGUACAUACACCUCAUUUCACCUUGUUUCACUGUCAGCACUCUCCCUGCAACGAUGAGAAGCACUUGCUGGUGGAGUAACACUGUGACACUAUGCAGGUAACACUCUUAUAACAAAGGAGGAUGUGGGGCCAGCUGGGGUACUCCACACCUUUGUCGUGUUUUUACUGUUAUUUACUUAUUAAGACUUUGCAUACUGUCUUCAUAAAUUACUUUCUAAUUUACCGUUUCUAUUUCAAGAGUAAUUUUGUAAUUGUUGCCAAUUCAUCAACCUUAGAUAAUUUCAGAGACAUUUAAAUUCUGUCACAAUUUGGUUCAAUUCAGAGAUGCUUAUUAGUGGCUAAUUUUAAUCAGUUUGGUUACCUCACUUUGCAUUAUAGUAAAUUGGGUGUGUUUGAAAGCUGUCCCAGAUUGCUCUAAAUAAUUUUGGAAAAAUAUGCUACAGCAAAUUUCACCUUUAGUAAAUAACCCCUGAAGAGAUGUGUGUUUGCAAAGCUGUUUUUACACAUCCUUUCUGCUAAUUGGUGAUAUGUACACCAUAUAUGCAGGUAGAGUGACCUUGUAGCACUUCCGUUUGCCUGUAAGAGAACUUCAAGAUCCUCAUUAAAAGACCAAACUUACUAAGGACAUGCACAGCUAUUUGUUUUAAAGUGUAAACUGUCAAUUUAAAUAUAGGCAAAAUGGGGAAAAAUCUGCUAUGUUUUUAGUUUGGUAAUUUUAGAAAUGCAAUUUGAAUUCACUUAGACUAGCGGACAAUUCACAUUUUAGUGAAUAGCCGUAUGAAUGUAGAACUUGAAGAAAAUCGAAGGAACUGAGGUUUUGCUAGCUGAAAAGAGGUUCAUAUGGAAAUUGGAGACAUGCUUGCUGCGCAUCCACACUGCCUGCCCACACAUAUGCGCACUGCAGCUUGCAAUGUAACAGAUACACACUUUCUGGCAGCAGCAUUAUAAAGGUACCAGUCAAGAUACUGCGGCAUGUAACUGACAUCAAUAAGUAGAUGGAUAGGUGCAGAGCAGACUGUGACUGUAAUACAGAACCAUCUUAUACAAAAUAGUUCAAUCAAACACAAUGAAAUAAACAACUUAUAUAAAGCUAAUAUGGAACCAGUAAAUCUACCGUGACCAGUUAUGAAGGAUGAAUUACUUUAACAGCCCCAUUGUACUUUGCGUUUAAGAUAAACAUUAUCUUUCUGUUGAAUUUCAACACCAUUUAUUGCUAGUUAAUAUGAUGUCAGUAAAGGACGAGGGAGGACCUGACUCUGCAACAGUUGUUUAGAAUGGUACGUGUAUCGAAAGAGGAAAGUAAAGUUCAUCAUUAACUGAAAAAAGAAUGUAUUACUUUAGCAUCUGCACAUUUACAUGAAUAUUUCACUUAUUACAGGAGAAAUAAGCUUCAUUCUAAAAUAUACACUCACAUUACGACAAUUUUAGCCGUUGAAUAGCUUAAACUACCGUAACUUUAGGCAGACCUAUGACCUGAAGAAAACUUUGAGUUAAAGUAUGAAAUGGCAUCUAUAUGUUUAUAUCAACAUUUUAAAUUAUUCUGUUUGCUCCUUGACAACCAGUUUUAAAAAGAUGAUUGUCAUAGAGCAGCCAAUCAGAUUCAUGGCUGCUGUAAGGAGAAAUAUAUGACACUUUUAGCAGCACUGUGCCUACCCUUAGUGGUAUGCCAAUGUGCUAAGUCGGGUAGGACACUGAUUGCAAAAAACAGCAAGUUUGAUUGAUGAUUGGUCCACCUACAUCUAUAACAGUGUAUGUAUGCCAGUGUAUGUAUGUGUAUGCCAGUGUAUGUAUGUGUAUGUGUUUGUCAGUGUAUGUAUGCCAGUGUAUGUAUGUGUAUGCCAGUGUAUGUAUGCCAGUGUAUGUAUGUGUAUGCCAGUGUAUGUAUGUGUAUGUGUUUGUCAGUGUAUGUGAGUGUAUGUAUGCCAGUGUAUGUAUGUGUAUGCCAGUGUAUGUAUGUAUGCCAGUGUAUGUAUGUAUGCCAGUGUAUGUGUGUAUGCCAGUGUACGUGUGUAUGCCAGUGUGUGUGUGUAUGCCAGUGUAUGCCAUUGUGUGUAUGCCAGUGUGUGUGUAUGCCAGUGUGUGUAUGCCAGUGUGUGUGUAUGCCAGUGUAUGUAUGUAUGCCAAUGUAUGUGUGUAUGAAUGCCAGUGUGUGUAUGCCAGUGUAUGUGUGUAUGUAUGCCAGUGCAUGUGUAUGCCAGUGCAUGUGUGUAUGCCAGUGCGUGUCUGUAUGUAUGUAUGCCUGUCAGUAUGUAUGUAUGUAUAUAUCAGUAUGCAGUAUGUGUAUGUAUAUGUAUGUUUGUCAGUAUGUAUGUCUGCAUGCAUAUGUGUGUGUGUGUGUAUCAGUAUCUCCCUAUGCAUGUGUGUAUGUCUGUUUCAGUAUUUGUAUCUGUUAGUGUGUGUGUAUGUAUUCCUGUGGGCGGGAUUUGGAGGCGGGCUUGAAUGGGGGCCCAGACCUUGAGCUGUGUUAGGGGCCCCAAAAUUUCUGAUGGCGGCCCUGACUGUAGAAUAAGCAUCCCAUCAUUCAAAUACAAACUGUGCACACACAAACACACAGUCCCCACAAACACAAACCACUGUCAAUCCAUAUACACGCACACAACCCACAAGCAGCCUCUGACAUGCAAUACCCCAAGCAUACACAUACCACCAAACAUACUAUGUGACUUAUCAUCCACAAACACAAUUCCAUGAACAGACCCCAUGUGAAGCCCACAUCCAUAGGUAUCAUACACAAUACCCCAAAGUACUCCUGAAAAUAUACAAUGUAACAGCCCACAUGGUCACAAAUACAAAAGCUACAAAGCAACUGCAGCACCUAUAAAUAACACAAUCACAAUACGACAACAUACACACCUCGAUUUUAAAAACAAUAGGACUGGCACACCAUGGACUUCCAAUUCUUGUUUCUGCACAGUACUACUUAAAGGUUGCCUUCCCCUAAACUGCAUAGUCCUGGAAAUAAACAUAUUUAUCUCCCCCAGGUGAACCUUUCACUCAAGAGGAAAUGGAAGAGAUGAUCUCCGCUGCCGUGGACCCAGAUAAGAGUAUAGUUCUUUACAAGGAUUACAUUUUAACAAUGGUAAUAGAAGAUUCAUGAAUGCGACAACCUAAGACUUCAGCUGAGACAAUAUGGAUGGUGCUAAUAAUAUUAAAUGUAGCAGAUAAAUUUGAUAUAAUGGUACUCCUUUGAUGUUUAUUUUUGCACUGUCUUCACGCAGUAUAAUCAGAAGAUCAUUAGGUUAUGAAAAAGCAUCUCUGCCUCUCACUCUGUGUUAACCAGCCGUAACUACUCUGUGUGAAAUUAAAUAAAUGUUGUGGCAGCAUCCAUCAAACGUUUGUACGAAGUAUAAAUAGAAAAUAUACUCAUCUUUAACUACAUUCCACUGCCAGUCUGGAUCUAUUUUUUACAGCUA